Vicia faba (fava bean) is the source of this 903-nucleotide messenger RNA. NCBI's taxonomy places the organism in Eukaryota, Viridiplantae, Streptophyta, Magnoliopsida, Fabales, Fabaceae. The record is from the annotation of a GenBank genome assembly.
AUGGAAGAUCACACACAAUUAACUAAUGUUCCUCUUCAAAACCUCUCACAACUAAGCACCAAAAUGGAUUCUCUUCAACGCUUCAUAUCCCAAUCCAUCAAAGCCAAAACUCUCCUCCCUAAACAACACUUAGACACACUCUCCAACCAAAUCUCAUCGACCAUUUGCGACGUCAUAAUCAAUGCAACUGCUCUUCUCGCCACGUGUCCCGUAACACUACCGGUAGAUUGUUACGCGACACCUGACAAGAAUCAUGACCAUGACGUAGCAAAUUAUGAACAUUCCAACAUCGUGGAACUCGACGCUGUGGAGUUACUCGCGAAGCAUUAUCACUUCUGCGAGAUAUGCGGGAAAGGAUUCACGCGCGACGCGAAUCUGCGUAUGCACAUGCGUGCUCACGGGGAACAGUUCAAGACUGCAGAAGCGUUGCGUUGCGUGAGGGAAACGCGCUUAACCGCGACAACAGCGACGAGAUUUUCUUGUCCUUUCGAAGGAUGUAAAAGGAACAAGCUACACAAGAGGUUCACGCCGUUGAAGUCGGUGUUCUGUUUGAGGAACCAUUUUAAGAGAAGUCAUUGUCCGAAAACUCACACGUGUGAUCGGUGUCGGAGGAAGAGCUUUGCGGUGGUUUCGGAUUUGAAGAGUCAUGUGAAGCAGUGUAAGGGAGAGUCGACUUGGAAGUGUUCGUGCGGAACUACGUUUUCUAGGAAGGAGAAACUGUUUGGACACGUGGCACGGUUUGAGGGGCAUUCACCGGUGUUUGAUGAGGCGGCGGGAGAAGAAGGGAGUGGACAAUCCGUGGCGGCGGAAGGGGAAGGUGUGAACGUGAGUGCAAUUUUGACUAAGGAAAAUGAUGGGUUACCUGAAGGUUUCUUUGAUGAUUUGGAUAAGUUUUGGGUUUGA